Molecule: messenger RNA, 2625 nt
Organism: Trachymyrmex cornetzi
Lineage: Eukaryota; Metazoa; Arthropoda; Insecta; Hymenoptera; Formicidae
Gene: TfIIA-L
Product: transcription factor IIA L
Exons: 7
Coding region: 354-1472 (372 amino acids)
Biological process (GO): transcription by RNA polymerase II; transcription initiation at RNA polymerase II promoter
Cellular component (GO): transcription factor TFIIA complex
Source: RefSeq, a predicted model, not a curated record
CGUCGCGUGAACAUUGGCGAGCAUGCGCGGUUUACGGCCAGCCCGAACCGAAGGUUGCCGAGCAUUGUCGACGAUAUUCGUGCGGUGUUCGUUUGUGCCUUCGUGGACGGAGACGGAGCGUGGAACUGAGCGAGGCGGGUUAUUGCCGUGCGUUUUGCAUUUUGAUUUCACGAGUACCGAUCGGACGCAAGGCUUCCGAAACCUUCCUUCCCUCGUCUCUCGACGAUGCACCGGUGUGGCUUCUGAAAGUUCAGCAACGACGCGGACAGGAUAACAUCCUCGCGGAUCAUCGGUGUUUUGCUUCCCUUCCCGGUCGGGCGUGCGUCCACGCCGAUCGUGCGUGUCGCGCCACGAUGGCUCUCAGCCAGACCAGCGUGCUGAAAUUGUACAACACUGUGAUAGAAGAUGUAAUAUCGGGAGUACGAGAGUCGUUUAUAGACGAAGGUGUGGAUGAGCAGGUUUUACUAGAGCUCAAGCAAAUAUGGGAAGGAAAAUUAAUGGCCAGUAAGGCCGUGGAAUUAAAUCCAGAUCCACCAGAGCCACAAGUUCCUCAAAUCAAUACGCACAAAGCUGUGUCUGUCAAUAAAGCUAAUGUAGGAAAUCAUUUUGUACAACCAUCUGCUGGAAAUACAGUACCGCAAACGCAACCUCAACAACAAUCGCAACAGCAACAGCAGCAACAAGUGCAAGCACAGCCACAGCAACCGUCACAACCUCAACACACGCAUCCUUCCACGGGAACAACAUUGCAGCAACAGCAGCAACAUUCGACGACGCCAGUGCAACAAGUGGUGACCGCUUCAGCUGUGCUUGAACGACAAGUACCCAUACAGAUCACCUUACCUCCACAAGCUGGCGUGCCGGAUGGACCACAACGUAUUUUAAGCAUACAAGUUCCUGCAUCUACUCUUCAAGCAAACCAGCUGCAUACAAUUUUAACAGGUCCGGUAAUUUCCGCCGCUAUGGGUCUUCCAGCAAAUUUAGCUUCGACUCUGUUGCAACAGCAUGUGAAUUCUACACUGCAAGGACAAGCAGCAUUAACUCCAUUACAAGUGAAUCAGCCUCUUCAAGUGGUUACACAAAGUACAAACAGUGUCGUUACACAAAGGCCACCUCAAAAUCAGCAGCAAAAUAAUAUAAAUCAGUUAGAUGGAGGAGUUGGUGAUUCUACUGACGAUGACGAUGAAGAGGAAGAAGAGGAUAACGAUGAUGAUGAUGAGGAUAUCGAUGAGAAAGAGGAAGAAGAAAAUGAUGAGGCUGCGGCUCGUGAAGAGGAACCCCUUAAUUCCGAAGAUGAUGUUACGGACGACGAUCCUGCUGAUCUCUUCGACACCGAUAAUGUAGUCGUCUGCCAGUACGAUAAGAUUACAAGGAGUCGGAAUAAGUGGAAAUUUUAUUUGAAGGACGGUAUAAUGAAUCUAUCUGGAAAAGAUUAUGUGUUCCAAAAGGCAAAUGGGGACGCUGAAUGGUAACUCUUAAGUGCGUUGUGAAUAUCGUGUUGCCCACAGUAAGCUCGACUCAGGGACACUGCGUAUAAAGGCAACUUGAUGAUGUGUUCACGUGAAAUCGCGUUAAUAUGACAGAUAACGAUAAUCUCUACGAUAAUUCUUUUAUCGAUUGCGUGAUGCUGCCGCAGGCAAGGAAACAACAGUAUAGGGGAACAAUGACGAACAUUAUCACGUUAUUAGAAAUAUCAUAUUGUUAAUUUUGUGUAUAUUUUUAGCCCUCUGAAUAGCAGGAUAUUCAAAAUAUUUAGACACGCCGAUUCUACUUGUUGAAACUAAAUAAGUCACAAACAUUAAAAACAUGUUAGGUUUUAUUUGUUUAUUCUGUUUCUAUUAAGCAGUCUUAAAUAUUCUACAUUAAUAUAUUAAUUACAUUUUUCCUUUGAAUUACAUUUUUCUGAAUUUAAGAAAAUUCGAGACCGAAAGUCAAGAGGAGCAUAGGGGGCUGAUACGUAUGAUUUUUAUCAAGGUUGGCAAACGUUAUUUUUCAGUUACUUUGUCGUUACCUUCUAUAGUAAACAUUUGAUGACAACGUAAUUUUUUAUAACGGUAAUGCUAACUAACUAAAUGCUAAGGUUGUGCUAAGAUUAGAAAAGUGACUUUGAAAAGUAAUUUGUCAUCAUUAUGUGUUACUAAAAAAAAGUAACGAGUAACGCGUAACGUUACUCGUUACAAGAAACACGAGUAAAAAAGUAACGCGUUACAAAUUAAUGAAAAAAGGAGUUAUUUUUUUCAAUGACAAAUGACUUUUUCAACAAGUAAUGAUUGAUUUUUCUAACUCUGAUAUUACCAUUGCCGUCAUAAAAAUUCACAAUGUCAUUAUCAAAUCGUUAUUAUAACAAGAUAACGAUCAACAAAGUAACGCGUUACUGCUCACCCUGAUUUUUAUAUAGUGCAAAUUACGAAUAUAUAAGUUUUAAAAAAUUAUAUAAGAAUCUCUCUCCUACUGUUAGUCAUACGUUAGUGGAAACUUGCUUGUGGGCGCCGAGAUUCCUUCUAAAACAAUCCACGACGGAUUAGUUAGCUUUUUCUAGCAAAUGAAUGAACUUUAUUGGAGCGGGAGUGCGUUAUGUAUAUAUAUUGACUGAAUGAUUAUAUAUAUAUAUUUAUAUAUUUGUAU